This is a messenger RNA of Nomia melanderi (Alkali bee), 697 nucleotides long. Lineage: Eukaryota; Metazoa; Arthropoda; Insecta; Hymenoptera; Halictidae. The record is from RefSeq and is a predicted model, not a curated record.
UUUGUAGUGGUCGCCAAUGUAUCCGAUGAAGAAAUGCAAGAACAUUAUGACAAUUUUUUUGAAGAUGUUUUCGUUGAGUGUGAAGAUAAAUAUGGUGAAAUAGAAGAAAUGAAUGUCUGUGACAAUCUUGGAGAUCAUUUGGUUGGAAAUGUUUAUAUUAAGUUUCGAAGAGAAGAAGAUGCAGAACGAGCGGUAAAUGAUUUAAACAAUAGAUGGUUCGGUGGAAGACCAGUUUAUGCUGAACUUUCACCAGUUACUGACUUCAGAGAAGCUUGUUGUCGUCAGUAUGAAAUGGGUGAAUGUACUCGUUCUGGAUUCUGCAACUUCAUGCACUUGAAACCUAUUUCUCGAGAAUUACGACGUUAUCUAUACAGCCGCAAAAAGGGUGGUAAGGGACGAUCGAGAUCACGUUCGCGGUCUCGUGGUCGUGAUCGCAAGAGAAGAUCACGUUCUCGUGACAGAAGAUCGAGAUCCAAAGAUCGUCGAAAAGGUAGAGACGACAAAGGUAGAGAUGGACGGUCUGGGAGGUAUUAAUUGUAAUUUCUAAUUGUAAUAAUUCCUGAUAGAAAGAUCUAAAUCGAUCUUAUUAUCCUUUUGAAUGUCUUGUUGAAGAAGGUGUACUUCGUUGUACAUUUUAAAAUUUUCAUUCACUUGUUGGUUAAAAAAACAUGAAUAAUAUUAGUUUCUUCACUUUAAC